AUGGGGCAUGGACCUUCGUUUUCGAACCCAGACGGGAUGACCUACGCUGCUGCCAUCACUGCCCUCAGCAAAGGUGGCUUAUGGGCCCAUGCGAUCCGGUUGCUGCAGGGGGCAGCAAGACGGAUCGACAUCUUCGGUUUCACUUCGGCCAUCUCUGCUUGCGAGAGGGAAGGCGCGUGGGAAGUGGCUUUGAAGAUCCUCAAUGACAUGAGCGCCACCGAGAUUCGCCCAAGCGCUUUGACCUUCAAGGAGGCAGUGGCUUCACUUGGCAAGGCGGUCAAAUGGAUGCAUGCCCUGGAACUCCUGGUGAGCACAUGGGGACAGUCCCAUGCUCCUUCCGGAGCCGGUGCAGCCGGGGCAGCUUCCAUCAUCUGCAAGGGGCGGACACGCCUCCAUUUGCCUGCAGGCCUGCGAGACAUCGAGGCUGAGGCACCGCCAAGGCGGGUCAUGUACAUGCACCUGCGCGAGCUCGAGGGGGCAGAUGUGAUUGACAUUGACGAAAUGGAUUCGCUCUGGAAACCUGCCACAGUGCGAGAGCUCUUGGGAACCACGCGUCCUUGA
Molecule: messenger RNA, 561 nt
Organism: Symbiodinium necroappetens
Lineage: Eukaryota; Dinophyceae; Suessiales; Symbiodiniaceae
Source: the annotation of a GenBank genome assembly